This is a messenger RNA of Schistosoma haematobium, 3338 nucleotides long. Its product is annotated as Outer dense fiber protein 3. The transcript is spliced from 4 exons. Bases 119 to 784 code for a protein of 221 amino acids. Gene Ontology annotation, cellular component: cytoskeleton. The record is from RefSeq and is a predicted model, not a curated record. NCBI's taxonomy places the organism in Eukaryota, Metazoa, Platyhelminthes, Trematoda, Strigeidida, Schistosomatidae.
AUACUAAUUUUUAAGGUGACCAACUGAAACUAUAACAGCGUGUGGCCUUUCGAAUUUUUUUCAAGUUAUAAAACACUCACGUUCGUAACAAGGACUUAUUACCAUUUGUGUUUGAAAGAUGGUUUACAACUACACUAGACCUCGUGGUCCGAUCGCCGCAAUGUAUAGCAGCCCAGGACCAUGUUAUGCGCUUCCUAGUUUGGUUGGCUUUCCAAAUCACGACCCUCGUUCAAAUCAUCUCCGUGGAGCACAGUGGUCUUUCGGAAUUCGACACGAAAAGUUCAACAGCGAAUGUAGCCCAGGGCCGUGUUAUUAUCCUGACUCGAAAAUACUACGUGAUGGCAAAGAUGGGACACCACACUACUCACUAUAUAGCCGUCAGAAGGAGGCAAUGAUAUUUUCAAAUCCUGGUCCAGGAGCCUACACUCCUGAAAACAGUGAUCACUUCGUUUUUAGCAAAGCCCCGGCGUACUCAUUAAGCUCUAGAAACAAGGAGUUCAAGGUGGACGAUGUUCCAGGUCCGAAUAGAUACAAUAUAGAUCCUAUGCUCGGAAAGACAGUUAGAAGUCAAAAGCAAUCAGCCCCAGCAUACUCGCUGUCCAGCAGAACAAAGCUUUUCGGUGCUGCUGAGACACCUGGAGCUGGAGCAUAUAAUAUCACUGAUCUUAACUUGUACCGAGAAGCUGCCCCUAAAUAUUCUGUAACAGGAAGAAAUCAGCUGCCAACCGACACUACGAGGAAGCCAGGUCCAGGCGCUUACUAUCCCGAAAGAGAAUGUUUGUGAUUGUUAUUUGUGUACUUCUACAACGCUGUUGCAUAUUUACUUUAUUGUGAUAGUAAGCCAAAAUUUACUCCAAUGUUUACAAUACACUAUAGUGUACUCAAGCAAUACCAUUUCCUCAAAGUCUCAAUAUCUGUUCAUUCCGUUAGUUGACGCUUGGUAUAUUAGCAUUCCAUAAUGUUAUGUUUUACUGCCAAAGUGCAUUAUUUCCAAACAGUUGUGAGAGUUUCUGCUUCAAUACCAUACUUCAAUGUUGACAGUGGCUAGUAGAAAAACACAGCAUCGUCCCAUUUAAAUUGGGGUAAGUAAAACGUCAUAUCUACCCACGUGUUACUGGAGAAAAUUCCGGCAAGUAUAGCCCAUAAUUUUUUCAGUGAGUCAAAAUAUGUUUUGAUAAGCUAAUCCCAUGAAUACAAACCUUGAAACCGAAGUUCAAAACGUUUCGUGCAAGAGUCGUAAUGCAGGUGAAUGAAGGUUUGUUCAGUAAUUGGUAUAGAAUAUAAAUCUAAGCUUCAUAUGAAGCAUUAUAAACAUGACCUCAAAGUAGUUAUCCAAUCCCCUACGGUAAAAGUUACCGUUAAGUUAAAUUUUCUGGAAACACUUUGGCUUGAUAUAACCUACUUUUGACUGAACAAUCAUUUUCUAAACGCCUAGGUAAAAGAUCUUUGGAUUAAUUAAUCGCUCCAUUUGGUUAUACAAUACCCCUGUAAUAAGUCUUCUUGAAAUGAUUCACGCAAUUUCGGCCAUUGUUUCUUCAAAAAGUGAUGCUCAGACAAAUUUAUACAACAACAGAUUUAAAAGAAGCUAGCCAGUUUUACAACACAAAAAACGUUGUGCCUAUUAAGCUGAUCUAGAUUUGGUUCUUCAGACCGUCAUAGCAUAUAGUAACUGAUAACUACAUUUGCUGCUAGAUUAGCUUACUGAAGUUACAUGGCCAUUUUUAAAUGCUGGAACAUUUAAUUAAAUUUACGUGUUAUGUCAAAAUAAAUAUUAACGGCUUGAAAUCAAACCUUUCUAAUAACGACACUUUUGUUUAUCUAAAUCUCACUUGCGGUAACCACGCAACACUAUUUAUCAUAGUAAAAGUGAGGCUGUUGGGUAUGUUCUGUAAGCUUUCACACCAUUCAAUAAAAUUUUGGUAGUUAUUUACUUUGUGCAUAAUUUAACUGAACUAUUUUCAUCUUAAAUGGUAUACAAUUGUCAGUAGUAGUUUGACUAAAUAAACUUAUUUUUGGCUAUGAUGUCUAAAAGUAUAUUAAGGUUUACUUAUUGGUUUAUAUUUCUGUGCAUCAAACAUUUCUUAAAAUUCAGCAAUGUCUUAGUAAACCCGACAAACCUCAUAAAAGUGUAGUGAAAUUACAGUGGUCAUUAAUAAAUGUUCGACAAAGCUUGUUUGUAAAGCACUAAGAUACUGUUUAGUCCGUAUGCAGUUUGAAACUGCCUUAAAAUAUGAAAACAGGGGUUUUUAAUGCCACAUAUAUCAUAUCUGGAUUUUUAAAUUUUUAAUAUUGAAGUGCUUUCAAGGCUUAUACAUCUUACAUCUUGGAAAACGAUGACUCUAAAGUAAAAUAUUCACCAAAUGUUAUCUCAUUUGAAGCUUUUAGUUAGUGAGAAUAUUUUGGUAUUUUUCAGUGUGAAGUCUACUGAAUUUACUUAAAAUCUGAUCCUGUUGAAUAUAAAAGAUAUCACACUAUAUUCAUUCUUUAUUUAGCACAUAUAGUUGUCUUAGUUAUACAUCUGAUGAAGGUCGUUUUAUCUCUUAUAGAGUGUGGCGCUUUAUAUAUUUUUUUCAAGCUCAAUAAUAUACUUUCUAAAACUUUUACUCUAAAAUUUAUUCACUUUCAAAACUUUAUAGUCAUUUCUUCUUGGUUUUAGGUUCACAUGAAUUCACAAUCUGCUCCACAGUAUUCAUUUGGAAUUCGCCAUUCUCAGUAUAAGGGCGAAUUCAUAACAGACGCUGAUCUGGAUCAAUAACUAUGUAUCAAAGACCUAAACGUAAAGAGGAAAUAUUAGAUUAUAUUACUUCGCGAAAACGAAGAACUGAAACUUAAUAAUUAUAUACGUGAUAAUUUAUAACUUAUACGAUACAUGGCUUACAAUUUAACUGCCUGUGAUAUAGAACAAACACAUCAAUUCUCCUAUUUUUAUUUAACAAAACGUACUAUUAUAAUUGGUUAUUUUAACUUCAAUUAUCUGCUUUUAAUAUUUUUCUACUUGUUACUUGCAAUUCACUUAAUAGAAAUAAUUUAAUAUAAAAGUUGCUAAUGUCUUUGAUGUAUUGAAGCUGAUGAAAAUAGACAGAAAUAUAGACACAAAAUUGUUCAAGACCAUAUUUUUGAACUGUAUCACAAACGCAUGAUAAACGCCUGAAUUAGGCAACGCUUAUGCAGUGUAUAAAAACGUAAGCUGAAAGGCAAACUAAAUUCAUGCAGUUCUGAUGAAAAUAUAGUACAUUUUCUAUAAAUGCCCCAAGAACAAAAUAAGCAAUAUAUAAAUGAUCAAAGAGUUCUUUGAGUUUCAAUUCUUACAAGCAGCACUGAUGCUUAAGUAAUAAUUA